This is a messenger RNA of Suillus bovinus, 903 nucleotides long. Its product is annotated as transmembrane adaptor Erv26-domain-containing protein. The coding region runs from base 1 to 903 and encodes 300 amino acids. Gene Ontology annotation, biological process: endoplasmic reticulum to Golgi vesicle-mediated transport. The transcript is spliced from 5 exons. Gene Ontology annotation, cellular component: Golgi membrane; endoplasmic reticulum membrane; COPII-coated ER to Golgi transport vesicle. Lineage: Eukaryota; Fungi; Basidiomycota; Agaricomycetes; Boletales; Suillaceae. The record is from RefSeq and is a predicted model, not a curated record. Gene Ontology annotation, molecular function: COPII receptor activity.
AUGUCAUUAUUGCAUUAUCUCAGUUAUGCUGCUAUGGUCGCUGCUCUUGCAUUCAUGACACUUUCACUUGCUAGCGGCCUGCUGUACAUCUCCGAGUUAAUAGAGGAACAUUCACGUCUUGCAAAGAUCGUUGGACAGCGGGUGACAUAUGCGAUAAUAGCGCUGCACAUUGCACUCUACAUUUUAGAUUCCCUCCCCUUAGCACAAACGCUUUUCUCCGUAGUCUGUCAUGUCGUCUACCUGCAGAACUUCUCCAGCACCUGGCCACUUAUCUCGCUCUCGUCCUUGUCCUUUAUUUCAUCCUGCAUUUUUGCAAUCUCGGAUCACUUCAUUUGGUUCUUCUACUUCUCUCACCUCACACGGGAAGCAAGGCAGGUGUCAUAUUUAUAUCGUACUCCGACGCAUUCUACAGUACCUGGAUUCUCGGAUAUCGCGACUUUCUUCGGGGUCUGCGUUUGGCUCGUCCCGCUCUUCCUCUUCUUGAGUUUGAGUGCGAAUGAUCAUGCCUUGCCUACAUCAUCAUCAUCUGGCAUACCCAACACGCCGACCGCUAACUUGCGAACGUUGGGGCCUCAUUCAAACUCAUCUCUAUUCAAGGCGAUGUUUGGUCUCAUUCCGUUUCUUCCCAAGGCAUUCAGACGUGAAGCGACGGAUGGGCUGAUAGCUCCGCACACCCCAAAUCCCGCACGUCGGGAAAGCUCGCCUGCUCCUUCGUCACCAACAGUCUACCACGUACCCCUUCACACGCCCGGAGGAGUCCACACUGUUAGCGGGACUGGUGCAUUGCCUCCCAAUCGAUUUAGUCUUGGUUCGCCACCACGGCGGGCGUCCAAGGCUCCCACGAGAGUCACCGUUGACAGCGGAAGUGCGACAUUGGCAGCGAGAAGAAAUAAGCUUGACUGA